Trichomonas vaginalis G3 is the source of this 927-nucleotide messenger RNA. RefSeq lists its product as uncharacterized. The transcript has a single exon. NCBI's taxonomy places the organism in Eukaryota, Parabasalia, Trichomonadida, Trichomonadidae. The record is from RefSeq and is a predicted model, not a curated record. Bases 1 to 927 code for a protein of 308 amino acids.
AUGUUAUUCUUCUUAACUAUCCAAUAUUUUAAUGAAACAUUCGAAAAUGAUCAACCGAAUAAUAAAUGGAAUAUAAUAGGUGAAUCUGAGAAAUUAGAAAUUGCUCAGUGCAGCGCAUCUUUUCAAUUUUUAAUUCGAAAUUGCUUACAUGUUAAUAAUACAGACAAAAGAUUUCAUGCUUCUGCAGAAAUGAAGACAGAAAUUACAAGUACCCCGUUUUUAGUUCAAUUUACUGCAAAAACUCAAAUGCCAACAACUGGUUCUUUAAUUUCACUUUCAAUGUUAAAUGGCGAAGAAUCAGAAGUUGAACUAACACUUACAUAUUCAGAUGAUGAUCCUCAAUAUGCAUUUAUCGAUUCUUCCCAAAAUAAAACUAUCGGAAAUAUAACACACGAACGUGAUUUAACGCAUCACAUUACUUUAGUUGUGAACACAGAUAACACCUAUUAUAUUUAUGCUAAUGGAAUUAUCCUCAAAGGAGGAGUUUUGUCGAAACCAAUCAAAUUCCCACUCAACAAGGUCGAACUUCUUGUUGAAAAUGGAAAUACUACAUCUCAAAUAGGUAAUAUUAUUGUUACUAGUGAUAUUAAGGAUAGAUAUCCUUUAUUAAUCAGUACUUUUCUACAAUUUCGUCAAAUAGAGAGACUAGAUCGUCUCAGAGUAAUUGUCGAUGCAGAAGAAAUGCGCCUCUUUGAUGGAACACCAAUAGAUGAGCCUCUUGAUCGAGAAGAUGAAUAUGGAGUACCAUUAGAGUUUAGUAAAGCAGAUCCACGAAACUUUAAUUUCCCUUUCAAGUUAGAACGACCAAAGGAACGUCUUUCAAAGCUUAAGGAAGCCCAGAGACCAUCAACUCUCGAUAAAAGAAUGCAAAAGAAGGACUUUGAUCCAUUAGCUAACAGUGAAACUCAAGAAAGAGCUGAAUUGUAA